Messenger RNA from Dicrocoelium dendriticum, 275 nucleotides. Lineage: Eukaryota; Metazoa; Platyhelminthes; Trematoda; Plagiorchiida; Dicrocoeliidae. The record is from the annotation of a GenBank genome assembly.
AUGUAUGCUAAUAUGACUCACCAGCAACCAGGGGAAAUUAACACCGUAUCUACUAGUUGUUUACCAACAUUUUGGAUACAGUAUCCCCAGUUAUGGUUUAUGCAGGCCGAGUCAUUUUUUGAAAUCAAUCGCAUACAUAAGGAUGCCUUAAAGGUUCAUCACGUUAUUUCCCGACUCCCAGCUGAAAUGUUGCUUCUGACGCAGGAUAUCAUAAAAACGAGCAGUACGUACCAACAGUUAAGCGAAUUGUUAAUCCGUGAGCUUAGCCUUAGUGA